AUGCAGGGAACUGGGAGCGGCGUUACACGUGCUGGUCUCAGCAAGCCGAGUGCCGUGGUGCGUGAGUUGCAUAAAAACGAUGGAACAAAUCCGCGGAGUACGCGCGGCCGUCAGAUUGCCACUGAGGUGGAGAGUCUGAUGGAGGAUGUGUACGGUGGCGCAAUGACUCAGUGUCCACCCACUUCAUCAGGAGUAGACGGCAACUACGCACGAUUUAAGACGUCGUUUAACGCGGCUUCCGUACCGCAAAGUUGGCAACAUGGUCCUGUAGAUGCAAAUGGGCGCUGCUUUAACGCCAGUGAUCGGAAUCUGCUAUGCAUGGAUGUAUAUAUUCAAAAUAAAUUGUGCGUGGUGGGUUCCGCAGAUCAUGGACUCAAGGUUUUUGAUAUCACAACCGGAAAAGAGAAGAAAAAUCUUUAUGCCAAGAACUAUGGUCACACGGAGUGGGUGACAUGUUGCAGGUUCUUUCAAAACAGUGGUCAGAUCAUCUCUGGCGGGAUGGACAGUAAACUGUGUCUUUGGGAGGCCACGGGACCUGUGCGCUGCAGCGAUCUACUGGGCCAUACCGGCAGUAUCAGUCAAGUUGAAGUUAACAAUUCAAGUAACAUCGCCCUCAGUAGCGGCUAUGAUCGGACCAUGCGUCUUUGGGAUUGUGGCGGCGGCGGCGGACGUUGUUUGGCGACAUUAGCUGGGCACAAAGCACCUGUGAUGAUGUUUUCUUGGUGCGGAGCGCAAGUGCUCUCGGGAGAUCGUCAAGGCGUAGCAAAGAUGUGGGAUCUUGAAACGGGGGACUGUCUCGCAACAAUGGCCACCAAACGUGGACAAAUUGGGUCUCUCUGGCAUCUUCUUCACACGAGUGUAGGCCUCCUUUCCGUCAUUGGGGAUCAGGGUGGCGUUGUCACUGUCGUGGACUUCCCUCGCACAGGAAGUAAGCCCGUCUUUCAAGACGUUUUGCACCCUGGCGGUGUUGUUAGUGGCAUCCGCUCUAUUGACGAGACACCGUACUUAGUCACAGCAGGUGCAGAUAAAGUCAUACUCACUUUGGAUCCUCGCGCAAAUUUUGCCGAAGUGCACCGCUUCACUGAUCACCGCGACUUUAUCUACUCCAUUGAAACAUUUGGACCGCUGGUGCUCUCUGGUGGAGGUAACGGCUGGCUGCUUGUGCACAACGCCAUGACGGGCAAGUGCUGUUACGGCCUUGGAGCCAACGCAGCCGCUGUGCGGGAGAUUUUUGCAACCCCUGAACAUUUGGUGGCGGCCGGUGAUGACGGGAACGCGAUGGUGUAUGACUAUAUGUAA
This is a messenger RNA of Trypanosoma rangeli, 1299 nucleotides long. RefSeq lists its product as uncharacterized. Gene Ontology annotation, molecular function: protein binding. The transcript has a single exon. The coding region runs from base 1 to 1299 and encodes 432 amino acids. The record is from RefSeq and is a predicted model, not a curated record. Lineage: Eukaryota; Euglenozoa; Kinetoplastea; Trypanosomatida; Trypanosomatidae.